GGGCUAGGCAGCGGUCCAUAUGUACAAAAACAGACACCAAGUAGUCUAUCUCUAUCUCAUUUGAUCCACCCAGCUCCCAUAGCCGUCAUCCCAACCCGAGUCCAAAACCCUCCCUCACCUUUCAUCUUCUCAUCCAUCUCAGCCUUCAGCACAGGGUUAAUCCCCUUCUUCCUCAUCUUCUCUUGUUUCUCCAGCGGGAUCUUGUGCACGGGGUGGUCCUUGUCGACCUCCCGGGUCAUGCUUGCUCCUGCGGACGGCGUCACGCCCCAUAAGAAGGAGGGGUCAGGACGCUUGGAGGAGGUAGUUUGUUUUGGCUCUGACUCUGGGUUUAAUGUUGAGGAGGAGGAGAUUUCUUUGGUCAAGGCUGAGGGCUGGGAUUUGGUUUUGUCUUCAUCCAUGAUAACUUAGUAUAUGCACAUACAGAUGAAAUACAUAGUAGUCUGUCGAUGCCAUGGUAAUCUUUUAUUUUAUAUAUGGGAGCGUCUUGCCGGGCGCUGGCAGUGCUUGGGGGCCAUACACUAAAUGACGUCAUAUAGCUAGGACAGAGACUGAUAGGAAGACAGACAGUUGAAGGAUCGUGGAU
Messenger RNA from Aspergillus versicolor CBS 583.65, 583 nucleotides. RefSeq lists its product as uncharacterized. The transcript has 2 exons. The record is from RefSeq and is a predicted model, not a curated record. NCBI's taxonomy places the organism in Eukaryota, Fungi, Ascomycota, Eurotiomycetes, Eurotiales, Aspergillaceae. The annotation marks the transcript as partial.